CCUAAUUAUUACUUGCCAUUUUGUGCAAACUGAAGCAAAAUCAAUCAACAAACUUUAUUACAACUUUUAUAAUUCAGAUAUCUUAGAAAAGGAUUACUCCUGAAACCAAGCGAAAAUAUUUGCCAGGUAUUUAAAUAACCUGUUACCUGGAGUUUUUGUGUGAUUCAAUCUCGUUAUAGCUCUCGUCGUUAGAACAUUCCACUCAGUUAAGACUCAAUACAACAACCCUCGAUACAACCCCCCACCCAUCUUCCAAGUCCGGUUGCAGACAGGCGUUAUCUUUGGCAUCAACGUCACUCAUCGCGUUCCACUUUAACCAGUACUACCUCAAUAAAUUACCCAUAUUCUUUUCAAGUCGGGGAUUGCUACAAUGUCCUCCGCCGCCCUUGCCGACGAAGGCACCAAAGCCGUGGCCGCUGGCAAGUACACAGAAGGAAUCGACAAGUUAUCCCAGGCUCUCAAAGAGCGCCCUGCACCUCGUUGGCUACUCGAGCGUUCCAAGGCGUAUUUAAGAACUAACGAUUUCGACCUCGCCUUGCACGAUGCCGAACAAGCUUUGGAAGUAGCCUUCUCGCGGGCUAAUCGAGAUUAUAUGAUCGAGGCUCAGAUUAGACGAGCAAUCACCCUCUUCCGCAUGGGUCGCUAUGCAGAUGCUGAUAUCUGUGCCUUUUGGGCUAUCAGACUGCUAGAGCAAUCCAAGGCUACCGAAGAUGACGGCCAGCAGGAUAAGGUUGGCGAAAAUGGAGAUUACGUCGUGCGUGCUAGUGACAUUAAGAAUGACGAGAAGCCGGAUAAGGACCGACAAAUCGCUGCUGCUAUGGGUGGUACGGGUAAUUCGAAAAACACUUCCUUAAAAAAUCAAGCAAAUUCGUGGCGUCUGCAAGCCUUGAAUAAGCUGGAGAGCUUACCUGCUGGACAUCCCGGCUUGAAGGUGAACGUCUCGAAAUAUCCCAAGCCAUCUAAUGGGCAUGAUACUGCAGCCAGUCCUGUUCUAUCCACGCAAGACGAAGGCCACGAUGAAGGUGCAAAACGUGACGCUUGGGAGAAAGUCUGGAAUAAGUUUUCAACCGCCUUCGCAGCGAACAGUAUCAGAUCGAGUUUCUAUCAGACAGACACUACCAUCAAUGCCGAUUUCUUCGUAAAGAAUGUGCCUGCGGAUCGUUUUACCGUGUCCACCCAGCCUCAGAAAGUGGUUAUGGGACCAAUCUCAAAUACCGACUCUGGUUCUAACUCCCUUCAGCUCCACCUUUGGGGCAGGGUCAAGCCUGCUGAAACCAAGCACACAGUUAAGUCGAUGAAAGUCGAGCUAGUCCUCAAAAAGGAAACGCCAGGCAAAUGGCCCAUGCUGCAACGGGAGGAUUCCGAUGGAUUUACUAACAUUGCGGGGAACACUAUUAUCCCCCCCUCGUUCGAGAGAUUCUCCACACUCAUUUCUCGUUUGGGGUAUCAUCAUCCCGAUGACCUCGAACUUCCAGAUAGUGGUUCCGACCUGAAAGCUUGGUACGGCGCUUUCUUGGGCAAGGUUGCAGUUGGUCUGGAUGGGCACGAUGCAUCUUCAGAGAUCCCGAAUGCUGCACCCGAGGCUACAUCGUCUUCUACGAGCGCGAGCGCGGGCGCGGGCGCGGGCGGCGCCACUCAGCCCAAAAGUAACCCCACGCAAGCUAGCGAUGCUAUACCUAAGCCUACUCCAAAUACUAGCAAGGCAUAUUCAACAAAGACCGUCGGUAGCGCCCCAGCCUACCCUACCUCCUCGAAGAAAGGAGCAGUGAAUUGGGAUCGGAUUGGUGAUGACGACGGGGAUGACGAGUCCAAAGAGGAUGCCGAUGUUAACUCGUUCUUCCAAAAGCUCUACAAGGAUGCAGACGAUGAUACGAGGCGUGCCAUGAUGAAGAGCUACGUUGAGAGCAACGGCACAUCGCUCAGCACAAGCUGGGCUGAGGCCAAGAGCAAGACGUACAAGACUCUACCACCCGAGGGCGCCGAAGCCAAACAGUGGGAUGACUGAUACCCUCCCUACGUGAUUGUCAGCUUAGUUUGUGAUUUUCACGCGCGUGCUAUGUAUUGCUACGAGCAGAUGAUAAGAAAGGGGAAGGGAUGAUCGGAAUGAUACCAAGUGUAAUUACUCGUCAAUGCAAUUAAUGAUACGGUGUAUUGCGACUCUGAGUCGUACGUUUUAUUCCUAGUUCGGUGCGUUAAUACCACGAAUUGUUUCGUCUUUGAUAUCGUUCAUCUUUACCAUAUAAAUUUGACGAGUUUACAGUUGGGAACUUUGGACGCGGUGAGAUAUGCAUCUUGGUUUAUCUGUGCCUCUUCAGGAUAUACCUACUAACAUAGGUAAAGUAGGGAUAAGCCAGUGUGUCACAAGACUAUACAAAAUCUACGGAUCCGUAUGCGUGACUUC
Daldinia vernicosa is the source of this 2401-nucleotide messenger RNA. RefSeq names its product SGS-domain-containing protein. Bases 371 to 2005 code for a protein of 544 amino acids. The transcript is spliced from 2 exons. NCBI's taxonomy places the organism in Eukaryota, Fungi, Ascomycota, Sordariomycetes, Xylariales, Hypoxylaceae. Gene Ontology annotation, molecular function: protein-folding chaperone binding. Gene Ontology annotation, biological process: protein stabilization. The record is from RefSeq and is a predicted model, not a curated record.